UAGUAUAUAGAUGGAAAGUAGGGGAUGGACGAGGAGAGGGGGCAAAAGCGGACUUCGUUGCAAAGAUGGAGUUGCGGGCAUGACAGUUGUUGUUUUUAUUUUGCCAACUCUUUUCUAUUAUCGCUGAUUUCGAAGAAGAUCGAGAGUCAUGCAAAUUCGAGAGAUUAUCGUAGAAAAAGAAUCGAGCGGUUAUAGCACAGCAGCCGAAGCAGACCCAAGGAAAGGCAAUUUUGGCAUAUCUGAGCUAGUUAUACCGAUAUUCACACAUGCGCUGGGCUUGCCAACAACGAUGAGGGAAAUAGGAAAGUGCUUAUGCGCCACCUAGGUAUCUUUGCUAGAGCUGGCCAAAAACUAGAAAUACUUUGUGUAUUUUCGUCACCAGACAGCGCUAGUGUAGUAUUGAAGAGCUGUCUCAGUCUGGAAUACUUACUUAUGGUGGUGGGAAAACCCCUCACAAACCGUAAACGAAGCACGAAGUCGACUGUUGAAGCAUCGUAGCAGUACUCGGGAAUUCGCCGAGCGGACGUCAUAUUUUAAAGUACCUCAAAGUGUUGUGUUUUUAGUAAUAAUAGAAUAACUUACAAGAAUACGUGUACUUUAUUUACGUCCGAUAAAAUAUAUGAUGAAUAUAUAAUAGUGAAAUCGUCGGCAUCACUGCAGAGUGGAAUAGACAGAAACUCGGUACUCAUAUUGAGUACUGUAGAGUAGAAAUUAUAAGCCGAAGACAUCGAGGAAGGAGUAUCAGUCGGACGAUUAACAUUUCCGAUUGUUUAAAAGGCAAAUAUAAAUAACAGAAAUGGCUUCCUCUGAUACUAUCCAAGUUAGUUCAUUACCGCUUCCACCUGUUCAAUACAUAAACCUCUACACAGAUGAAAAUGUCAGGCGGAAUCGAGCACCUAGGCCACCUCCGCCAAUUCAUGAUAAUUAUCUUAUGUUUGGAAAUACCUUCAAUGCAGAUGACACAAUAAUCAGACCUCUUGAAGCACAGGGAAUCAAAAGGCUGUAUCCACAGCAUUUUGAUAGAAAAAGAGAACUUAAAAAACUUAAUCACUCUCUACUUGUAAACUUCUUAGAUUUAAUUGACUUAUUGGUACUCUGUCCAGAUAGUCCAAGAAGAGCAGAGAAGGUUGAAGACCUAAGUUUGCUUUUUAUUCAUAUUCACCAUCUCUUGAAUGAGUUUCGGCCUCAUCAAGCACGUGAAACUUUAAGGGUCAUGAUGGAACUACAAAAAAGGCAAAGAAUUGAAACUGCACUCAGAUUUCAAAAACAUUUGGAAAAGGUUCAAGAAAUAUUGCAAAAUGCACUGCAGUCGUUACCAGAUACUUCAGAUUUAGAUUCCAAGUUCUCUGUCAACACUGAAGGAAUGGAAAUAGACAAUGAUAUGAGUGCAGAGCAACAAGCUGUUGACCCAUGUAGUCCUAGUGAUCGAAUCAUGUGCAAAGUCAUAGACGAUAUGCUCUUGUCAAAUGGCCUAUACUAAAGACUGAAUUAUUAAAGUAUUUAUAAUAUAGUUGUACAUCAUAAGGAUGUAUCUACAGAGUUACAGAAGUAGCAUAACGUUUCAAUUCGAAGUGACUAACGGAGAGGAAGGAGGUAGGCGGUUUGAGAAGUAUAGAUUAAACUCACCUUGAGUCAUGACUACUAAGCUUGCGUUCAAUCGCAAAAAUUCACGAACCACGGCUGCUUCAGCUUUAUCUGAAAAAGAAUAAAACUAAAGUAUUAACUACUGCUCCUUUUUGACGUUCCAAUCCAUUGAACAGCCACUGAUCUCGAUCUGAAAAUAAUUAUCUGGACUAGUUUUCAUUAUCCAUGUUAUCUGCGAUUUUUCAGAAAACUUCAUCCAGAAAAAAAUCAUCUUUAAAAAGUAAAUCAUCAUGUGUAAUCAAAGAAACUACUGACCAAUCUAAUUUGAUUAUAAUUAUAAAAAAACAACGAGUAAUUAAAUUAAAUAAAAAAAUAUAUAAAAAAAUUAAA
This is a messenger RNA of Nasonia vitripennis (jewel wasp), 1974 nucleotides long. It is a transcript of the gene MED7, whose product is annotated as mediator of RNA polymerase II transcription subunit 7. The record is from RefSeq and is a predicted model, not a curated record. NCBI's taxonomy places the organism in Eukaryota, Metazoa, Arthropoda, Insecta, Hymenoptera, Pteromalidae. Bases 797 to 1480 code for a protein of 227 amino acids. The transcript is spliced from 5 exons. Gene Ontology annotation, molecular function: transcription coregulator activity. Gene Ontology annotation, cellular component: mediator complex; core mediator complex. Gene Ontology annotation, biological process: regulation of transcription by RNA polymerase II.